Spirometra erinaceieuropaei is the source of this 336-nucleotide messenger RNA. Lineage: Eukaryota; Metazoa; Platyhelminthes; Cestoda; Diphyllobothriidea; Diphyllobothriidae. The record is from the annotation of a GenBank genome assembly.
AUGAUGGGUGGGAAAAGUCCACUCACGCCGGAGGACCUGAAAGAUGCACUUUUCCAGGAAGCACUGGCGGCCACCUUGAAGGAGCUUGGAGACAAGUCCGGCGGAUGCGCCAGCUAUUCUAUGGAGGAAUUUCUGAGUGGCACAAAACAGGUUGUCGCCGGCGCCUUCUACGAGUGGACUAUGAGGGUUAAGCAGACUCCCCUUGCCAACAAUGCAAAGUGCUUGGAGUGGUGUAGUGUGGCCUGUGAGGAGAAGCCAACGUACUCCGUUUCAGUCUGGAUGAAACCGUAUCGAAACGACCCCAAGAAGGCGGUUGUCACGUUGGAGCAGGUUUAA